AUGCAUGUACAACAGUACCUCCUCGACCAUUCCCAAAUCCAAGACACUCUGAAAAGGAUGGUAUGUUUCCCUAUCCACGCCCCUUUGCGCCCAUCCCAGUCCAGCAGCACAGAAGUUAACCGAGAAAAGUACUACGGAUUUGACAGCCACCAACUCGAGAUCUGCCGAAAGGAAGCCUUCGCCUCAGAAAUAGCCAUCGACUACACACAAGUCUUCGGCGGUUCACCCGAAACCCAUACCACCGAUAGCAUUGUGAAAUCAUGGGAGGGCCUAUGGACAAAGAUCACCAUCGCGUCGCAUGCUUUAAGUAAUAUCCUGCCCCAGCUCUCGCUCAAUCAGUACCACGACGACAAGAAACCCGACGCCGUGCACGUAGAUAUGAACAUCGACGUCUAUCUCGUCAGGGACGAGCCAGAUGGGAAACAGGUGACCGCGAAUGCUAGAGCUAGAAUGGCGAUCGAAGUGGUGCGGCAAGGUACGAAAGAGGGCGAGAACCCCUGGCGAGUAAGCAAGAUGGUUGUGCAUAAGGUCUCUGCGGACGGCUUCGUUUCCCCUCUCAUCUCGGAAUUACACGUGUCAUGA
Molecule: messenger RNA, 582 nt
Organism: Bacidia gigantensis
Lineage: Eukaryota; Fungi; Ascomycota; Lecanoromycetes; Lecanorales; Ramalinaceae
Exons: 3
Coding region: 1-582 (193 amino acids)
Source: RefSeq, a predicted model, not a curated record